AUGGACCAACUCAUCGAAUUACUUUCUAAUGGCGAAGAGGUCAUUGACGUGGAUGAGGAAUCAUUUCUCCUCUUUGCCCAGGACAUCACGAGCAACAACCUAGGAAUGCUCAGUCCCCGUGCACCAUCAGUAGAGAUUUCUAUUAAUGGCAAUGAAUACAUAAUCCAUCAAUCCCCAUCUUUACUCUCCUCCCAUCGAGCAGGAGGUACUACAGGUGCCGGUGAGUACAGAGUACACAUACUCAUGAGUUCGCAUGAUCUACACCAGUUCUUUUAUGAUUUGUCCCCCGGAAUCCCCCCAGAGACACGAAAACUCAAGCUCGGACACUACUCCGCGGGUCUUUUAGCCGAGUCCGAAAGUGCCCAGACCAGGCCCGAGGGUCACGGCGUCGAGUCGAAUCCGUUUGCCUUUCUUUGGAAAAUUACCCCUCUCUUCGCAGAAUGGGUAACCAACCCCUCAAAUCCGCUCUGGGCAAACGCCCUGCUCAGCCAGACCUCAACAGUAGUCGAACUCGGCACCGGCAUCUCAGCACUGGUCGCCCUCGUCCUGGCGCCCUCAGUGCACCACUAUAUCGCCACAGACCAGGAAUACGUGCGCAAGUUAUUCCGGACGAACCUUGAAGCCAAUGCGUCUGUGUCUGUCUCUUCUAGCAACAGCAAAGCAAAAGCCAAGAGCAAGGGAUCCAAAUCAUCCAAAUCAAAGCCAACAUCAUCCCCCGCCAAGCCUAUCGAUAAUAUCUCCUUCACAACCCUAGACUGGGAGACUGACCAGGCCGCCUCACUCAAGGAAUGUAUGGAACCCGGUGACGCUCAUGGUCAAGAUGGAGAGGAAGAAGACGAAGAUAAGGGCUUCGACCUCCUCAUUUCCUGCGACUGCAUUUACAAUGAAGCACUUGUAGCGCCAUUCGUGCGCACCUGCGCCGAGAUCUGUCGAUUGCGGCCGGCAUAUGUAGCUGGUUCGGAGGAACAGAUCUCGCACCGCAAGCCGACGGUUUGCAUUAUCGCGCAGCAGCAGAGGUCGCCGGAUGUGUUUGAGACUUGGCUCAGGGAGACAAUGCGGGAGUUCCGGGUUUGGAGGUUGAGUGAUGAUGUGCUUGGGGAGGGACUGAGGAGUGGAUCUGGAUAUUUGGUACAUCUGCUAUUGGCGAAGGAUAAAUAG
Penicillium griseofulvum is the source of this 1158-nucleotide messenger RNA. RefSeq names its product S-adenosylmethionine-dependent methyltransferase. The coding region runs from base 1 to 1158 and encodes 385 amino acids. The transcript has 3 exons. Lineage: Eukaryota; Fungi; Ascomycota; Eurotiomycetes; Eurotiales; Aspergillaceae. The record is from RefSeq and is a predicted model, not a curated record.